CUCCAUGCAGCUGCGGGGACUCAGGAGGAGCCGGCUAGAAACACCGCCACUCAUUUCUGCAUUGCGGCAUGUCGUUCUUGGGGAAUGACCCUCCCAGGUCAGAAUUCAGGACCAAUGGAGAUAACAAGAUUCUGAUCGUCACCUCGGCUGCUGAAGGCAUGGACACGGCUCAGUGCGAUCUGGUCAUCCUGUAUGAGUAUGUGGGCAGUCAUCAAAAUAAUCCAAACCAGAGGUGCAUCGGCAGGUGCAGAAGAUUUAAUCAAAAAAGCAAUCAGAAUAUACCAGAGAGAAAGUAAGUGAUUACUUACUGCAAUGCUGCUUUUAUGCUUCCUGUUUCAAGGAUCAAAUUGUAUUGAAUAUAAUCUUGAUAUUAAGCUUCCUAUAAAGUACAUUUUUUUUGGUGACCUAUAACUGGCAACAUAUAGCAGUGAUCAACAGACGAGGAUACUCGAUGAACUAGAACACCCCAUUCUCUAAUAUUAGUUAACUGUAAUAGAAUAUUAAGAUACCCCUAAAAGGUCUCUUUUAAAACCCCCUGCAUCAGGGUCACUUGGGGAACUUGUUUGAAAAGUGGAUUCUUGGGCACGACCCCAGAUCUGCUGCAUUAGAGUCUCAUGCAGAGAGUGGAGGGUGGGGGGAAGGUAGGGAGGAGGACAGUGAUUCUUUAAGUUAUGAGAACCAUGGCUGUCAAACUUCACUGCAUGUCUGAAUCACCAGGGGAGGCUUUUAAAAUCCUAAUAUCCAGGACUUCCUCCUGGAUAGACUAGACUCUGGAGUGCUCCGUGGGUGUCAGUUUCCCUCAGAUCUUCCAGUUUUCCACCCAAUGGCUCACUGCUCUCAAUACAAUUGUCAGUGCCCCUUCCUGAGAUCCCUUCCUUCUGUUCUCUGGUUCUUUCCAGUAGUUUCCAGAAAAAGCAGGCCUUUGACAUAUUACCAAGCAAUCAAAGAACAUUUUUUUCCCCUAUAGCGCAAAAUGAUUGAUAAAAAAACACCCAAAAGAAUAGGUGUGUGAUGUUCAAAGACAUUUUCAGAAGCUUGGAUGUCUGGAGGGCUGCUUGCCAGACAGCCACGUUUUUUUACUAUACUUGUGGCUAUCGACUUAGUGUUUCCCAAGUGUGUAAACUGGCUCGAGCCAUAUGUUAUUUAAACUGAUAUCAGUUAAGCCCUUUUGCCCUACCCUGAGGAUUAACGCUGGGUGGGCAGCAGGCCUCUUCCCUUCUUCCGGGCAAAAUGAUCAGGAGGUAGAAGUUCCCUGCUAUCUAUGUGGUCCCUCCCAUGGGGACGCCCUGAAAUGGCUGAAGGUUCUAAAGAGCUGCCUGUCCACCUAGAGAGAGAGCAUCCUUCUCCACCUGAGUCGGUAAGUAGAUUUCACAGGCAGUGAAAAGCAAUUGUAAAAAGUACUUUCCCUGCGCUUAUCUAAAGUUCAGACUCCUCACUUUUUCCCUCCUGUGAAACCUGGCAGACACUUCAGUAGUAGCAGCCCUGGCUUAUUGCUCCCAUUCACCUCGGACAAUGGUCUUAAUUAAAUUUUGGGUCCUUAAACUCUGAGGACAUUAUGAAAACAAUGCAAUUUUUCCCCAUAAAAAAGACAUACACACGCUUUUGGAUAUCAUUUCUGAGACUUCACAGAACCUCUCCCUAAAUGUUCUAUAGACACCCCCAAAGAUCCAUGGCUCCCAGGAUAUGCCUGAUCUGAGGGAACCAGUUCAACGCUAGAUUAUCCUUCCCUGAGUGAAGUGAAGACAGAUCCACCAAGAAGCAGGAGAGGAACAAACAUCACAUGCUUUUCUGAGCUUGCUCCUCCACGACUUCUUGGAAAGAAAAGCAACAGAGCUGAUUCCCGGGCGCUUCCCAGCUUCUCCCUGGUCCAGAGGGGCAGCUGCCUGCUGAGACGUCCCUAUGGCAU
Molecule: messenger RNA, 1906 nt
Organism: Hipposideros armiger (great roundleaf bat)
Lineage: Eukaryota; Metazoa; Chordata; Mammalia; Chiroptera; Hipposideridae
Product: probable ATP-dependent RNA helicase DDX58
Exons: 3
Coding region: 69-296 (75 amino acids)
Source: RefSeq, a predicted model, not a curated record